AUGUCUGUCGCUUACACAAAGCGGUCUAUGGCCUCAAGCAGGCUCCCAGAGCCUGGUAUACUGAACUCAAGACAUUUCUCCUCAGCUUGGGAUUCCAAAACUCGCUUGCAGAUACGUCUUUGUUCAUCAUGCGCACUGGUAAUGAUUAUCUCUACCUCUCACUGCACUGCAGCGGGACUACACCUUUCUCAGAGGAAGUACAUCCUUGACCUCCUCAAUCGUUACAACAUGCUCAACGCAAAACCAGUCAGCACACCAAUGGCCUCCUCUCCAAAAUUGACACUCAUGUCGGGUACAUCUCUCACGGAUCCCACCAGCUACAGGAAACUUGUUGGCAGCCUCCUGUAUCUCGCAUUUACAAGACCUGAUAUAGGCUAUGCAGUGAAUCGCCUUUCCCAGUUCAUGCAUCGCCCAACAGAGGAUCACUGGCAAGCUGCAAAACGAGUUCUUCGAUACUUAGCAGGAGCAACAACUCAUGGUAUUUUCUUUUCUGCGAAGAACUCACUCUCUCUUCAUGGCUUCUCAGAUGCAGACUGGGGUGUAGACUCUGAUGACUACAUCUCCACCAACGCUUAUGUCAUCUACCUUGGCUCUCAUCCCAUUUCCUGGUCAGCUAAGAAACAAAACGGUGUUGCUCGAUCAUCGACGGAGGCAGAGUAUCGAGCUGUGGCAAACAAUGCAACCGAGAUAAGAUGGAUCUCUAACCUUCUCACAGAAAUGGGCAUCUCAACAUCAACCAAACCAGUUGUUUACUGUGACAAUGUUGGAGCCACGUUCCUCUGCGCCAAUCCAGUGUUUCACUCUAGAAUGAAACAUAUAGCACUGGAUUACCACUUUGUGAGAGGGCACAUUCAACAAGGGACUCUACGUAUUGCUCAUGUCACUACAAAGGACCAGCUUGCGGAUGCUCUUACCAAGCCAUUACCACGAGCACGGUUUCUAGAGUUACGAGACAAGAUUGGAGUUGUCAAGACACCUCCAUCUUGA
Microthlaspi erraticum is the source of this 987-nucleotide messenger RNA. NCBI's taxonomy places the organism in Eukaryota, Viridiplantae, Streptophyta, Magnoliopsida, Brassicales, Brassicaceae. The record is from the annotation of a GenBank genome assembly.